AUGGCGGCAGGAUGGCUGAACCAGACAUCCCUGUUUGUCAACGACUGGGCGAUCCGGAUCGUGGUGCUGUGCAGCUUCGCCGCCCACCUCCUCGCACUCCUCGCCGGGAUCCGUCGCCGUCAAGCCACCGGCGUGCGGGCGCUCCUCCUAUGGCUGGCGUACCAGCUGGGAGGCUUCUCGGGGACGUACGCGCUCGGCAGCAUGUCCCUCAGCCGCACGACGCCGCAGCAGCAACAGCAGCUGGCGCUGUGGGCGCCGUUCCUGCUCCUGCAUCUCGCUGGCCCGGACAACAUCACCGCCUACUCCCUCGAGGACACCGUUCUCGCCGGGAGACAGGCGCUCACCGUCGCGGUACAGAUCGCCGGAGCAUCCUAUGUCCUGUACAAGCAGAUAUACAGCAGCAGUGCCGGCGGCGGCGGUGGCGGCGGCGCGUUACUGUGGGUCGCCGUGGUCAUGUUUGCCAUCGGCGUUGCCAAGUAUGUGGAGAGGGCCAUGGCGAUGAGGCAGGCCGACCUGGGGAACAUGAGGAGCACGAGCAAGAGGAGCAAGCUAGAAAGAAGAAGAUUCUUCAGAGAUGUCAGGGAGCUGGGGAACGAGCAUGCCUUGCUCGUCGCUCACGACCUGCUCUACAUCACCAAGGGCUCCUUUGUUGAUCAUUUGGACGACGAGCAUCCUCUUGAUCUUGAAUCCGUCAGGUCAGAGAUAUUCCGCCAUGGAUGGAAGGGGGUGCUCAGGGUGGUCGACAUGGAGCUCUCGCUCAUGUACGACGUCCUCUACACCAAGGCAGCCGUGGCGCACACAUGGUUCGGCUACGGCGUCCGUGUCGUGUCACCGGCUGUCAGCGCAACCGCGUUGCCGCUGUUUUGGUUCCAAGGUAAAGACGGCCAUCACAGCUCCGACGUUUCCAUCACGUACAUGCUGAUGGCAAGCACCGUCCUCCUGGAUAUCAGAUGCCUUCUCCGAGCAGUGGUGUCGACAUGGAGCUACGCGUUCCUGCUCGACAGGCCAUGUUGCUGGCUUCAUCAUGUUCAUGGCUUACCGGCGAGAUGGCGCGCCUUCCGUCGUUUUAUCCUCUCCCUACAUCCAUGCCGGCUUCUUGGGAAGGAGCCAACUAGUUACAGGACAUGGUCGGGCACCAUUGGGCAGUACAACUUGUUGCACGAGAGUACCCAUGACACGACCAGCAAGUGGAGCGCUCUGGUAAAGAAGGUUGCAUCGGACGAGCAGUGGAUGGAGUACGAAUACCACUACUCGAGGGGUGUUCGUAUUUCAGAAUAUGUCAAGGAGAAGUUGUUCGACUGUAUUUGGGAAUACAUGUGGUUAGCAUACCCAGUAAUAAUAUCUAAAAAACAAGAAGGGAAGGAAAUGGGAGGGGCACUUACUUGCUCAGCUCAUGUUAGAUCCGUUACGGAAUUAGCAGAAGCUCUACAUUUUCUUCCUGAAUUUCAAGAGUCCGUCCUUGUCUUGCACAUCGCCACGGAUGUGUUAUUCUGCCUCGCUGAAUGUGAUACAAAUGCAUCAUCGUCUAAGCAGCUGGCGAUGCCGAUCAAGGUGAUAUCAGACUACAUGGUGUUCCUCGUCGCCGUGCGCCCGAGCAUGCUACCGGGUCUCAAGCUUCGCAGCCUCUACGAAACCACCCAGCUCGCUCUCGAGAAAAUAUGGACAGAGGAAAGAUCUUCCUGCAACAGCACGAGAACAAACGAGAAGUGUCUUGUUGAAAUCCUGCGUGCCAUGGAGAAGGAAGAGGGUAAUAAGACAGUUCUGAAGAAUGAAAGCAACUGGAGGCCAGGCUAUAGAACCCGGGACAUGGAGCCAGACUUUGUAAGCAAGCUCUACGACUCGAACAUGAUUCUGUCAGACGGAAUUAAACUGGCCGAGCUUAUGCUGCGAUGGCUAUGUUUUGGUUACAGGGAGAACAUUCCGCACACUAAAUCAGAAUUGAAAUUUGGACAGAUGUUUCCAGAACUAAUGAAAUUCAUGCGAAACGAUCAGAGGUGCAGCUACUCCAGCAAUGACAAAAUGACACAACUGCUGGAAUGCAUCUUCAAGGAGUGGGUGCGUCUCCUGAUUAACGCGUCCGUUAAAUGUACGAGAGAUUCCCAUGCGAAGCAGCUGAGCCGUGGCUGUGAGCUCACGACCGUCGUGUGGAUCCUCGUCGAACACGCUGGCAUAUUCCGGAUCAACAGUGACGGCAGAGAUGAUGGUGCUACUACCGGUCGGUUUAUUGCUGCCUAG
Messenger RNA from Oryza brachyantha (malo sina), 2235 nucleotides. RefSeq lists its product as uncharacterized. Lineage: Eukaryota; Viridiplantae; Streptophyta; Magnoliopsida; Poales; Poaceae. The transcript has a single exon. Bases 1 to 2235 code for a protein of 744 amino acids. The record is from RefSeq and is a predicted model, not a curated record.